This is a messenger RNA of Venustampulla echinocandica, 2508 nucleotides long. RefSeq lists its product as uncharacterized. The record is from RefSeq and is a predicted model, not a curated record. The transcript is spliced from 4 exons. The coding region runs from base 1 to 2508 and encodes 835 amino acids. NCBI's taxonomy places the organism in Eukaryota, Fungi, Ascomycota, Leotiomycetes, Helotiales, Pleuroascaceae.
AUGUCGAAUAAUCUGCAAGAGUGGGAGGGACAGAUCGUGCCCAGGUCCUUCUCGGUGGGAUACGCCGUGCUAUCAUACGUGGUCAGCUAUGUCGGGGCAUGGACAACACUGGAGCUCAUAAAUCGAAGGACCUCGGGGAGGGGGCUGUACAAUUGGUAUAUUCUCAUCGGCUCAUCGGUAUCGAUGGGAGGCAUUGCUAUUUGGUGCAUGCAUUAUGUCGGAAACCGUGCGGUUGAACUAGGGAAUGGCCAGUUUGAGAUACACAUCGUAUACAGCCCUGGGUUUACUGCCUUGUCCUUCUUCGUCCCGACCACAGUGCUCCUUGUCGCUUUUAUCGCCCUGGGGUCGAACGACCGCAUCAGCAUCGUUCGUGUCGUGGUAGGGGGGACGCUGGCUGGACUCGCGAUCUGCGGCAUGCAUUAUCUUGGCCAGGCCGGUAUCUCGAACUAUAGUUGCGUUUAUAGCAUCGGACAUGUGGUGGGAUCUAUCAUCGUCGCCGUUGCUGCCACCAUCGCGGCGCUGACUGUCUUUUUCGUCCUCCGGGCCGCCUGGACGAAUUCCUGGUGGAAGAGGGCGCUUUGUGCCAUCGUCCUCGCUGGUGCUGUGUUUGGCAUGCAUUGGACGGCAGCUGUAGGCACGCAAUAUCGCCUGAAGCAGGGAGCCACUUCUUCGCCCGCAUCCAGCAUUUCAAGAGACUUGACUGUUAUCGUGAUCGUUUUGUCUAUUGUGGCCUGCUUUAUCCUCUUCGUCUUCGCCAUACUUGCUCAGAGGAGAAGGUCACGUUCUGCCAACAGAGCUCAGCAUGUUGUCCUGGCUUCUGCCAUCUUUGAUGCGAAUGGGAGGAUUCUGGUAACUCCAGAAGGCACCCUACCGAAUCAGAAGGUUACGACCUCAUAUGUUGAACGGUCCCUUGACGAGGAGUUUGGAGUUACUCAUCCCGUUUUCCACUGGAUUUUUCGAACUACGCGCAAUUGGAGCAGCAUCUCCGGCCUUCUACCCGGCAUGCGCAGCCAUCUUCGUGACACCGCCGUAUACGGAGGAUCCCGGCCGGGGACUAAAACUCGACCCAGCCUGAGCAAUGAUGAAGGCGAGAACGCCGACGACUAUGCGGUUAUCUUCCGUGAGCUGUUCUGUAUUGCAGCAGCUGAUCUAGCGGGGCAGCUGAAUGAACCGUUGGAGAACGUAGGUGUCCUCUUCGACGAGGUUCUAGGGACUGGCCAGAAGCCAUCGUCAAAGCUCAACGACCGAUCGAACUCGAGGGAAAGCACCGAUCUUGAAAGCGAUGGUGCAUCGGUAUCCACCCUCAGCCGAGGCCAGCUCCUUUUUCUCGUUCGCCGCGUAAAUAGGAGGGAGGCCGAUCAGCUCGCAGCCUCCGGCUAUCGCUUCGCCGAAAUUCAAAACGUUGCCCAUAUCAUCGCCCGAAAUAUGCAAAUCAAGUGCAACGAUCUCCACGGCCGCCUUUUCAGCAUGUAUGAAUACGCUAGUGAGACGCACAUCCUGAACCCGGGUGUUCACUUGGCCUGUUUCGCUAUCCGGGCAAGCGUCCAGGGCGGCUUCGACGUCCUUGUCCGCAGGGAUGCCAGAAACCAACUUCCCACCAUGCAGCUACCAAUAGACAACCUGAGUAGCUGGCAGAUCACUUUCCUGUCUCAGCUAGACGGCGCUUCAGUUACCGCAUGCCUGAAGUUCCUGAAGGAUAAUUCGGCGAGCUCUGAUAACGCGACGAGGGAACAGAAUUUUGCGGCGCAGCUGUAUAAGGCGGUUGUAGAGUUGAAAGAAGAGAUUAAUGACCCGUUCUUUGCCGAUGCUCUCCUCAUCGGAACACCAGUCUCAGCACCGUGUUAUACAUCAGACGGGGGCGCGAAGCCGGCUCAGGCAAUGCUCAUAACAUUCCGAGUAAUUGUGCCAGUCCAAUUCCGUGCCCAAAGUGUUAAACUUGGGUUCACCCCCCUUGGUUUCUUUAGAACGCAACAGUAUGUGUAUGGAAACAGCCCGGACCAUGCAAGUUUUGCACGAAAGAUCCACAAGGAGUUUGGACCGAUUUUGAAUAAGAAGAACUUAAAUACAAAUGGAGAUGGGAAAAGUUUAAAGAGCCCAACGUCUCUCGGAAAGUUUCCGAGAAGGCUAAAGAAGAAUACGUCGGGGCCAUCGGAUGUUUCGAUGCCGACGGCGGCACCCAGAGCUCAUACUAGGAGCUCGAGUCGGAGAUUCUGGAAAAGGCAGUCUGGUGGGGAAUCUAGGAAUCUCCCAAAGGCCAGUUUAGACAAUACAUCUGAAAUACAGUUGGUAGAGACGCAGGCGUUUGGGGGAAUUAUGGUCAGUCAGGAAGUUAGCGUUGACGUCAAAGACGUUGAGGAACGGAGUCCUGACCGAGGGGAACGUGACGGGAAAGAUGCUGAGCCGCAGGUCAUACAUUUGGGGACAACUGGUGAGGCGACGAGGGACUUGGAUGACUCUGAGACCUAUGUUGAUAGAUUAUUAUCUGUUUGUAUUGCGGCAAGGCGAUGA